UGGCGCCACGACGCCCCGAGGCCUUGGCGCGCGGACAUGACGCUCGGCGGCCUCGCGUCGCGUUACUCAACGCACUACGGCCGCCGUUCGUCUCGGCAGGAGUCCAUGGCCACCCUCGCGCCACGGCCCCGCCUUCUCCUCGCGCUGAGAAGGCCGCAGCCUAGAAGGCUCCGCGCCUGCGCCGCCGCCCCCUGCGCUCGCCGCGCUCCCGUGCCACCGCAGGCGGCGCGGCCGCGGCGCGUCUUCCUCGGCCUCGGCGCCACCGUCAUCGACCAGGUCGCCCGCAUGGCCUCCGGCGGCACCUCGUCCCGUUCCUUCGUUGCAGGAGCGCGGCCGAGGCAAGGGGUUUCCCCAGUCGAGCAGAUUUUGAAGAAUGUGGAGUGGCCCGAUGAGUUUCCUUUUAAGCCUGAGGACUUCAGCCGCUUCGACGAAUCAUCAGAUACUUUGUUCUACUCGGUUCCCCGUUUUGUCACUCACAUUGACGACCAAGCAAUCCGGGCUCUCACAGAGUACUACUCUGAAGUUCUUCCUCCAAGUAAUACCCCUGGGGUGGCCAUUCUGGACAUGUGCAGCAGCUGGGUGAGCCACUAUCCUCCCGGGUACAAACAGGAGAAGAUUGUGGGGAUGGGUCUGAAUGAAGAUGAACUCAAAAGGAACUCGGUAUUGACCGAGUAUGUCGUGCAAGACCUCAAUGUGAACCCAAAGCUUCCUUUUGAAGAUAACACUUUCGAUGUUAUCACCAAUGUGGUUAGUGUAGACUACUUGACAAAACCCAUAGAUGUUUUUAAGGAGAUGCAGCGAAUACUGAAGCCAGCCGGCCUUGCCAUAAUGAGCUUUUCAAAUCGGUGCUUUUGGACAAAAGCUAUAUCUAUAUGGACAUCAACUGGUGAUGCUGAUCAUGCUUGGAUAGUCGGUGCUUACUUUCAUUAUGCUGGAGAUUUUGAGCCUCCACAGGCAGUUGAUAUAUCUCCUAGUCCAGGACGAACUGAUCCAAUGUAUGUUGUAUACUCCAGGAAAAGAAUAGCCUAGACCGUAUACUGUAUUUUGCAAGGUCUUUCCCUCCUUCCUAGUUCCUCUACCCUCCCUGCUGAUUAUGGCAGCUGUAUUCGAGUCAAGCCAUGUGUCAUGGUUCAAUUUUUAUGUGGCAUUCUAUGUUCCAGUUAGUCGUCCUUUUAUUUUAAAACUUGUUAUCCAUUUUAGGGCGUGAUGUGGGACUGUGGGAGCUCAUGAAAGUAAGUGUGACCCGCGCGCAUGUGUGGAAGCGUUUCUAAACUGUGUUUUGGAAAAAUGUUUUUGCAUAACAUCUUUUGUUGUUGGCAUAGUGACAAUUGGAUGAGACAAUAAUUUCAAAUAUAGGAAAACAUCAUUGUGUUA
Molecule: messenger RNA, 1374 nt
Organism: Setaria italica (foxtail millet)
Lineage: Eukaryota; Viridiplantae; Streptophyta; Magnoliopsida; Poales; Poaceae
Exons: 8
Coding region: 37-1029 (330 amino acids)
Molecular function (GO): S-adenosylmethionine-dependent methyltransferase activity
Source: RefSeq, a predicted model, not a curated record